This is a messenger RNA of Phalacrocorax carbo (great cormorant), 1494 nucleotides long. The record is from RefSeq and is a predicted model, not a curated record. NCBI's taxonomy places the organism in Eukaryota, Metazoa, Chordata, Aves, Suliformes, Phalacrocoracidae.
GCAGCUACGAAUCCCGGAAGCGGCCCCGCCCAUGACCCUUGAAGGGGGCGCCCUGUGGUCUUUCUUCCGCCCCGCCGUCGCCUGCCGGAAGUGUGGUGUGGCUGGUAGCAGGUCGCCAUGUCUGCAAUCUUCAACUUUCAGAGUCUACUGACUGUAAUCUUGCUGCUUAUAUGUACCUGUGCCUAUAUCAGAUCCUUGGCUCCCAGCUUACUGGACAAAAAUAAAACUGGACUGUUGGGAAUUUUCUGGAAAUGCGCCAGAAUUGGUGAACGGAAGAGUCCCUACGUGGCUGUGUGCUGUGUCGUGAUGGCCUUCAGCAUUCUGUUUGUACAGUAGCAACUGAAGAGCGUCUCCUAUGCCCUACUACCAAACGACAAAGCAUGAAAAAACUUCUGCAGGAAAAGACAGGAGGUGUCAUCAAGUCUCCUCUCGCACACUAGAUAUAGAUGGCCUGUCUCUUAGUGGACGCCCCCCUCCUGCAAACGGACCAUCAUGUACAGUAUUAGUGAUCAUAAUGUAACUAACUCCAAGUGACAUGUACUUAAUGUCAAAUCAGUACUGACACUCCUGAUGUAACUCUUGAAAGGGUGUCUGUUGUAUAUAUGAGUUUCAGGGGACUGGUUUUUUUUACGCCAGGCUGUCAAAGGCAUUCAUUUUUUGUUUGAUAAUCCUAUUUAAUUAAACUUAAAAAUCAGAAAUCUAGCAAUAGCAGAAAGGCUGCUCUUACAAGAAUAAGAAACUUUGUGACUCUAGGAGAUGUUUACAAAAGUAUUUCUGGUUCUUACCAUCUGAAAAAUUCCUGUGAUUUUGUGAUAGAUAUGCUCACAUACUAAGAGUAUGACCUCUGGCCUAAGUUACAUUCAAGUUUUGUUUUCUAAACUUCUAAUUGCUCAAAUCUAUCAAUGUUUUUAUUUUUAGGAUAAGGUAUGAAUAAAGGCAGGGACCAUAAUUUUAGUGGUGAAUGACUAGGUGCUGAGAAGGCACAGAUGUGGGAUUUUAGAACCUGGACUACUCUGUGCAAACUGUCAUAUGUAUUCAUUGUUAGAGAUCUAGGUCUCAGGUAAAUCAUCCCCCAGCCUUUUUCAGUAUUACAACAAAGAUAUAUUAAAAGGCCUGCUGCUGUUGUUGCAUGUAAUACAAGGUUGCUAGAACAGCUAAGUGAAUGGUUAGCUUCUUGGGAGUCUGCAGAUAAGGAAGUUGCAUGUCCCAAUAUUCUAAAGGCUAAAGAAAAACAAGUAAAUUAGAUUAUGCUCACUAUUAAUAAAGGUUAGAUUACCCUUACUCAUACCUGCCUGUAGCUUUUUUCUGUAGUUUUGCAAACUUUCAGUAAUCUAGUAACUUCUUUUAAUAGUGCCUGACAGGUGUAGUUACGUUAGGCAACUAUAUGACUUUAUAUUGACUGCAUUUUAGAGUUGUUAGCAGAGGGUGUUUUUUGUUCUGAAAAGGUAUGGGAUCAGAAUGAGCUAAGCUGACAAUAAAACACACUAAAAGGCA